This is a messenger RNA of Musca vetustissima, 908 nucleotides long. Its product is annotated as CAAX prenyl protease 2-like. NCBI's taxonomy places the organism in Eukaryota, Metazoa, Arthropoda, Insecta, Diptera, Muscidae. The record is from RefSeq and is a predicted model, not a curated record. Gene Ontology annotation, molecular function: metalloendopeptidase activity. Bases 1 to 897 code for a protein of 298 amino acids. Gene Ontology annotation, cellular component: endoplasmic reticulum membrane. The transcript is spliced from 3 exons. Gene Ontology annotation, biological process: CAAX-box protein processing.
AUGAAUGAAACAAACGAAACUAAAAUGGAACCCAACUACAUAUUUGACGAUGUACCUCGAAUUUCUCCACUAAUAACGGUCAGCUGCUGUCUGGCCAUGUCCGUGCUAUAUGUGUCCAGUUUAUAUAUAUGGAACAAUAAACAUAAUCGUGAUCAUCCAGCAACGGUCAAGCGGCGUUUCCUCAGUGUUACGGUGGUGAUGCUAAUCACUCCCAUAUUUGUAUAUAAAUUUUCGUCCAAGGAACUAUUAGAGAAGAUACCAUUUUAUGAGUUGUUGGGUUUGAGGUGGCAUGGUCUACUCAUGGCCAUUGUUAUACCUUAUCUGUUGACAAUGUUGUUGUUUUUGGGGCCAUUGUGUGUGGAAUUGCAAAACGAUACAAUGAAAGUGUUUAUGGAUAUCAAUUUCUGGAAAAGUUCCUUUAAAAAUAUCCUGUGGAUACGUAAUCACAUAAUGGCUCCAUUAAGUGAAGAAUUUGUAUUUCGUGCCUGCAUGAUGCCACUAAUCUUACAAAGUUUUUCGCCCGUCACAGCUGUGUUCAUUACACCAUUAUUUUUUGGUGUUGCUCAUGUUCAUCACAUAGUCGAGAGAUUAAGUAUGGGCAUGGAAUUUACAACAGCUUUAAUUAUCUCAAUAUCCCAACUAACCUAUACCACCCUCUUUGGUUUCUACUCUGCCUAUCUUUUCCUGCGUACAGGACAUUUUGUGGCCCCCUUUUUGGUACAUGCCUUCUGUAAUCAUAUGGGAUUGCCAGAUAUACAAGAACUCUGGCAACAACACCUAUGGAAACGUAUUAUUUUAAUCGUAUGCUAUUUUGUUGGUUUCAUUGCGUGGAUAUUUGUCUUACCCAUUGCAACACAACCAACUCUGUAUGCCAACAAUAUCUUCUGGCCUUACUAGCUGUCCUCGGU